AUGCCCGCCACGGCACCGGCCGACGUCGUGGCGGCCAUCCGGCCGGCGACCCCGGCCUACAAGACCCCGGUGCCCCUCCCUCUAACCCUAGCCCCCGACCCCCCUCGCUCGCGCUCUCCCCACAGCCUCUCGCUCACCCCUCCCCCUCUCUCUGUUUUGACGGCCGGGCGGGACGUCACCACGCCGUCGUCAAGCCCGCGGCCACCGGCCACCGCUCGCCGCACCGACGAGUUCAGGAGGAUCGCCAUCGUCGACCUCGUCCAUCCAGAGCGUCAAAUCGAGCGGAGCCGCACCGAUUUGCCGCCAUCGAUCUCGUCUUCGACAUCCUGCACCGACGGCCGCCGUCGUCGAUUCGCUCGACCCCGACCGUCCCCAGCCUCCCCGACCACGUCCCCGGCUCCUUGCUCCGCUGUUGUUGCUGAUUUGCUGAUGCUGCUGCCACUUCCCGCGCCGGCGUACGCCUCCGCCCGCCUGCGUGUGUGCCCCGUCGUAGCCAGGCCACGCCCACGCGCGGCUGCCGCCGCUUGUCACCAUGCAGCGCCGCGCCCCGCGCCCAGCUCGUAUGCAUGCCGCUGCUGCUCUACUGAAUCUACUAUUGCUACUACCUACUGUAGCUAUUACUAG
Triticum aestivum (bread wheat) is the source of this 624-nucleotide messenger RNA. RefSeq names its product vegetative cell wall protein gp1-like. The transcript is spliced from 2 exons. Lineage: Eukaryota; Viridiplantae; Streptophyta; Magnoliopsida; Poales; Poaceae. Bases 1 to 624 code for a protein of 207 amino acids. The record is from RefSeq and is a predicted model, not a curated record.